AUGGUGAACUUCGACAUGAUAGAAAGCCCACUUGAAGAUCUUGGCCAUGCACGGGCCAAUGUUAGCUCUGGUUCGGCUGGUGUGCUAUCUGACUACGACCCCGAAAGACUCUUCCAACACUGCUGGCGACGAAACUCUUGUGGGGAGUGUCUAAAAACUCACAUGCCGUGUGGAUGGUGCCCGACUAGUCAAGCCUGUGUUCCGGUAUUUUCGGGAUUGUUCACCCCACUCGGAGACCCGAAAGUCUGCCCAAUGUCUUCCGAGCGUUUCGAGCUGCGCACGAAACCUUUGGGCUGUAAUGUCAGUACCGUAACGGCGCUAACUGCAGUCGUAAGCGUAUUUUCAACACUUUUGCUGGUGGGGAUUAUCUUCGUAGUCGUGAGAUACCACGCCUCGCUGGGCUCAUUAUGGCGGCGUAUUUGGCGCCGGAAUAGUGGGGAGGAGGAGGAGGAGGAUGGUGAGCCGAAUGAAAAUACAGGCCUUUUACAUUCAACUAGGAGGGCUGCGGCGGGGAUAGGGAGGAAUUGGAGUUUUUGGGUUCAUAAUACGACGCCGGCCACUAAGGACAGAGGAGAGGGGCCAGGUCCGGGGACGCUGGAAAGGAGUGAUACUACGGGCGAUGAAGGUGAAGCAGUGGGAGGAAGGGAGUUUGAACAGAGAAGAGAGCGGAUCCUGCACAGAAAUGCAGAAGUUUAG
Morchella importuna is the source of this 696-nucleotide messenger RNA. RefSeq lists its product as uncharacterized. NCBI's taxonomy places the organism in Eukaryota, Fungi, Ascomycota, Pezizomycetes, Pezizales, Morchellaceae. The transcript has 3 exons. Bases 1 to 696 code for a protein of 231 amino acids. The record is from RefSeq and is a predicted model, not a curated record.